AGUGGGGUUGGUGUCAAGCCUCCUAAUUACUUAUUCUUGCCAGGCUUGUGACUCUCCGUUUUCUUGGGCAACAAGACUGCCUGGAUAUUGGGCAAGACGCCGCCCUGGGCAAUUGUGACACCCCCGAGUAACUUGUUGAGCUCUUCAUCAUUUCUCACGGCUAGUUGCAAAUGGCGAGGGAUGAUGCGCGUCUUCUUAUUGUCUCGGGCCGCGUUGCCGGCCAGCUCCAGGAUUUCCGCUGUCAGGUACUCCAGCACAGCCGCCAGGUACACCGGCGCGCCAGCCCCCACUCGCUCGGCGUAGUUGCCUUUGCGCAGCAGGCGGUGCACUCGCCCCACGGGGAACUGAAGGCCAGCGCGGGACGAGCGCGACUUGGCCUUGGCCCGAGCUUUGCCUCCCUGCUUUCCGCGUCCUGACAUUACGGCUAAAAAUGCAGUUACAGCUUCUUUUUCAAAGAGAAGAAUGUGGCAAGGAUAACCAAUUUGAUGUAAUUUAUAAGAGCUACCGGGAGGGGUGAAGCGAAGUGGUUUGAUUGGCUAAAAGCUGAGUCCGAUCGAACAGCCAAUAGGAAAGCGGAAAGCAGACUCUUCGUUUGCAUCUUGUACUACGAGGAAAUGACGGCCUUGAAGCUCAGACGCAUAUACGUGACUGCUGACUGGAUACUUCAACCUGUUUGUCCCAGUAACUCGACCUAUCCAAAAGCAAACUCAUCCAAACACCGCGCCCACCCGCCCUUUGCUCUCUUUACCUGAAUGGCACCAACAAUCUUCCAGGUUCAGAGCCUCCCACGACCUCACGAGUCGGGGGAAGUAGAGACUACAGUUCCCGAGAACCCUCAGGACACCACGUGGUGGCGGCCCGGUCUAUCGCGUAGCGAGGACUCCAUUUCCCAGCGUGCCUCAGGACGCGAAGUCUACGUUUCGCCCGGAACUUCAGGAGUCCGGCCCUGAAUGGAAGCUGCGGUAGCGAAGACUGAGUGCAAGCUGAUGCUGAGUGGGCAGCUGGUCGGAAGCCUGUUCUCCAUGGCUGGCCGCGUCUGUGUGUCCCGGGGCAGCGCCAGAUCAGGGGCCAUCGGUCCCGUCGAGGCCGCCAUUCGCACAAAGUUGGAGCAGGCGCUGAACCCCGAGGUCCUGGAGCUGCGUAAUGAGAGCGGCGGCCACGCGGUCCCACCAGGCAGUGAAACCCAUUUCCGCGUGGCCGUGGUGAGCUCUCGUUUCGAGGGACUGAGCCCCCUGCAACGGCAUCGGCUGGUCCACGCGGCGCUGUCAGAAGAACUGGCUGGGCCGGUCCACGCCCUGGCCAUACAAGCGCGGACCCCCGCCCAGUGGAGGGAGAACCCUCAACUGGACACGAGCCCCCCCUGCCUGGGCGGGAGCAAGAAAACUCGAGGAACUCCCUGAACCCUGAGAGAGAGGGAGGACCGGGAUCGAAACGGGUUGGGUGAGAAUAAACUACUGGGACCUUCUUCCCUUCAAUACAGUCUGGUAUUUGUAAGAGUUGAGGACCUGGGCCCCAUUCAACCGGCAUAUACAGGUUCUCUGGAGACAGCAAUUCAUUUCACAUCAAGGUCAACCUAAGGAAAGCAGACAAUCACUCACUACUGCUCUUGCCCUGGACUAUUAAGGAAAAGCUGCCCAGUUGUUUCGUGUUAAAUUGUGACUUAAGGAACCACCAGACCUUAUGAGUUGCAAGUAAUCCUGUACAUUAAAAGAGAAAUUAUCA
Messenger RNA from Aethalodelphis obliquidens (Pacific white-sided dolphin), 1722 nucleotides. RefSeq names its product bolA family member 1 (gene BOLA1). Lineage: Eukaryota; Metazoa; Chordata; Mammalia; Artiodactyla; Delphinidae. The transcript is spliced from 4 exons. Gene Ontology annotation, cellular component: mitochondrion. Bases 951 to 1400 code for a protein of 149 amino acids. The record is from RefSeq and is a predicted model, not a curated record.